Saccostrea cuccullata (small rock oyster) is the source of this 2172-nucleotide messenger RNA. Its product is annotated as actin maturation protease-like. The transcript has 7 exons. The record is from RefSeq and is a predicted model, not a curated record. The coding region runs from base 120 to 1028 and encodes 302 amino acids. NCBI's taxonomy places the organism in Eukaryota, Metazoa, Mollusca, Bivalvia, Ostreida, Ostreidae.
UACGUAUUAUCCUGCUAUAAAUGGCCCAGAUGUGUUUAGAACUUCGAAAGGUUAAAGCGCGCUAUCUUCCUGCCAUGACACAACUCUAGCAGAGUCAGUGGCCAUUUGGACCCACAGGAAUGUGUACUCCCUUUGGGGCCCCACCCCCUCCCCCUCCCCCUGUAGACGUCGGUCCAGUAACCCGCAUCAGUCUAAAGAAUAUUUCUGGGACAGUAUUAAUGGUGCCACAGGAGCCAACUAAUCACAGCAAAGAACACCUCAGGAAGAACAUCAAAACAACCAUAGAGAAGGAUAUUCCGAAUCUGUCUUCCAAAGUCAUUGUAUCUUCCAAUAGCACUGUCCACCCAAUACUUCAAGAUGGGCCAUGUUGCGGAGUUGUUGCCCUUGCCAUGGCUGCUCAAAUGUUGAAGAAAGAGAUGGCAGCCACACAUAUCUUAGAGACAAGUCAGAGGAGAGGCUUAUCGUUGCAGGGAGAACUCUUCUCAGCUUAUGAUAUGGCCACGUUAGCAGAGGAAAUUCUGGAUUGUACAGCCACUGUUUUAGAUAUGAGGGACUCAGGAUCCAGGGAAAGUCUACUGGGACAUCUAGCCAACAGUCACCCUGUCCUAGUGCCAUAUGAUGGAGACAAAAAUAAUGGACCUUGUUUGAAGAACGGCAAUAAAGCUCACUGGGCUGUACUCUCAGGGUUCCUUUUUUCACUGGAAAGAACUUUGCUGCCUGACAAUGUAGGAAUGACAGAAGACCCUGAGUUAUCUCCCUUAUAUGAAAUUCAGCUAGGGAAAGCCUUUGCACUCCAGAAUCUCCUUGUUUCAUCGCCAGAUGUUUUCGUGUUUGGCAUGCAGGGCAAGAGUCAGAACAUCGGCGUGUGGUCACUAGACAAAGUGCUGGAGAGUAAUGCGAAUUUACGGGAGGUGGAUCCAGACCGAGAAGCGGAGGUGGAUCAGUACAUUAUACCCCGGGAAGGGAUCCAAAGGGUGUUGUGCAAUAAAGUUGUGAUUUUAUGCAAUCAAUGUUCAAAUAGUCCUUAAAAGAGAGUACUUAUUUUUUUUUGUAUUACAAAUCCUAUUAUGUACAUAUGCCAAAAAAAUGUACUUAUUUUUGUUUUACAAAUCAUAUUUAGAUACAUGUAUUUGAUUUUUUUUUCAAGUUUGAUUAUUUUUUUUUAUGAGAGUUAAACAUGUACAUGCAUUUACAAUCCUUUGAUAGUCUGUAGUUUUGCCAGUAUUUUGCCAGUAGUUUUGCUUGUAUAUAAGUGUUAAAAAUAUAAACCAAUGCAAAAUAUUACAGCUGGAUACCUCAGUAAUUUUUCAGUAUUAGCAAUAGAAACUAAAGCUUUAUGGUUGUGCCUUCCUGAAAAAAAGUAAUGUCUACAUGUGAUAAUGAUUUUUCCACAUGAUCGAAUUGUGUGUGGUUGUGAUGAAGUUUAAAUCUUUCUUAAAUGAAUGUACUUCUUUUCUAUUUUGGCACAUUUGUCAUUUGAAUGCAUUUAAAUUUAAGUUAAUUGUUUUGUUCAUGUCUAAGUAAUUUACACGUGAUUGUUGUGUGUGAGUUUGUGAUGAAGUUUGAACGAUUCUUUAAAAAAAAAAAAAUGAACUGUAAAUCACUUAAAUUUUGCGACACCUUAUUUUUGCGAGAUAGGCAUUGAUUUCUGAUAAAUGAGAUAAAAUUUUCAAGAAUUGUGGUUAUUGCUCAAUAUAAUUUUAAGGAAUACAAUUAUGCGCGAGAAUUAAAAUUUUGCCCGAGCACACUGUCUCGCAUAGAUAUGCGAAAGUAAGUUCUCGCGAAUAAAAAGUGAUUUACAGUAUGCUUAUUCAAGUCAAUAUUUUUGUUUUGAAUGUGAUUGGUAUACAAAUAAAUGCAUUUACAAUUCUUGCAGGCCUGUAUAGGUACCAGGGAGACAGGGGUUAGGGGCAGUAAUUUUGCUAGUAUAUAAAAGUAUUACCAAAGCUACUUACAUUUAAUUACAUAUAGCUACCUCAAUAAUUUUCAUGAUCAGUAUUUACAAUAGAAAGCAAUUAAAGGUGAUGUUUUUAGCCCCUCCCCCAUUAAUCCAAUAAAAAAUGAAAAUGCUUCCUACAGUCCUGCUUUGACAAUCAUUCAACAAUGAUCUGUGACAAUAAUUUUUUGGAUUGUUUAUAAAUUAAUAAAGUUGACAUUUUUUUGCUUUCAAAA